AUGAAUCUCCAAAACUGCUGCUGGUGUCGUCGUCCUGUGCCGGAUAAUUCCCCUGAGUUUCUCACCACUUCCGCUACACGCUAUUGUUCCGAAUCCUGUUUCACGCAGUCUCGUCGCGCGUCCUUCAAGAAGGCCAAAACCUGCGAUUGGUGUAAACACGUUCGCCAUGCCAUCAGCUACGUAGACUUUCAGGACGGUGCCUCACAGCUCCAAUUUUGCUCUGACAAAUGCCUCAACCAGUAUAAAAUGCAGAUUUUCUGCAAAGAGACACAGGCGCAUCUGGACAUGAAUCCUCAUCUUCGCGAGCAGGGUUUGGAAGCCGUGGCUUCCGGUAAUGGCACUGGCCUUAUAACGCCCGACUUGUGGCUUCGCAACUGCCGCAGUCGCUCCGCAUCACCGGCAUCUACACUCUCCGUCUCGCCAGGUCCACCGGGUCCUACAGUAAUUAUGCCUAAUAAUACCAACUUGGCUACUGGCUCGUCGUCGUCACCAGGCUCUUCGGCCGCCUCAAAUUUGGGACAUUCGUCUGCUACGCCACACAAGCCCAUGAUCUCAGUAGCGCCCGUAUCGAAGCUUAUGUCAAAGAAUGUAGGCAUGUUGACUUCGAUGCCGGUGCCAACAUCGAAUCGAGGCUCACCGAAGCACAACCGCAAGAAGCGUCCUUUGCGUUCCAGCAUAAGUGGCGGCGCAGGCUCUCACGCAGAUUUGUCUUCCGUCUGCGUGAAGGGAAGUCUCAAUGCAAUCGCGCGCGAUGCUGGCUCUUCAACUGCUUCUGUCGCAUCCGGUUUGCUGGGCAAAGCAAAAUCGUUGCUUGGUGCUACCUCGAACAACAACUUGCGCACAAGUCCUGGUGUACAUUUGCCGCCAGCUGGUGCUAGUGCGUCCAGCGCAAAACCGAGCGCGUCCGUCCUAAACCAAUUCGCGGGCUCCAGCGUGCAAGAUCUGCACAUGAGUGUGCCGCCCCUAUCGCCUAUGUUGGAGCAACAGACGCCACCGCAUCCAUUGCCUCCGCACGCGCUGAAUGCGAGCGGACAUGGGCCUACAACCAUACCACCGGCUUUCUUCGCAACACCACCCGGCCCGCAGCCACCGAACAGCGGCGGACCACAUCAGCAACUACCUCCUGGCGCUUUCCCACCGCAUCCGCCUGCGUUUCUGUCAAGCCCAGGGGCGCCAACUGCUCCUGGCAUGCUGCCGCGAUACCCAGGAACGGGUUGGUUUCCUGGAUUUCCUCCGCCUCCACAUAUUACACAUCCACCGCCUGAUUUGGUAGGUGGUUUGGGACUCGGCGCCCUACUGGGUGCACCGCCGCCGGUAACAGUCAUGGUGCCCUAUCCUAUAAUUAUACCGCUGCCCAUACCAAUACCAGUGCCACUACCAGUAGUNGACUUUUACAAGGCGUAUCUAUCGCCAGAGGAGCGCGCCAAACUGAAGCAAAAAGAGAAUAGUCAAGCCAAUGCAGCCGCAAAUGAGCCAUCGACUGCUGCGGUGACAGCGGACGAUAGCGAUUGUGAACCAAAAAUUGAAGUCACAGAAGAAACUGUGAACGAAGAACCUUUAGACUUCACCAAGACAAAGGAACUCGAAGGAGAUGAGCCCGAAAAACCAGGGUCCAGUCUUAAGCGCGCCUUAUCGGAGGAACACCUGACAGCGACUACGACGACAACGACUUCAUUAUCCCCAGUUACACCCACGACAAAUAUCACUGCGACCACCGCUGUUACGCCCUCUCCCGAGGACUCACCCUGCUCACCUACAAUCUCCGGUAAGGCAACGCACUGUAUCGUGCGCACAGAUGACACGGAAACCCCCAAACGCGAUUUAGGCAUGGAAAUGGAUGAUAUACCCGCCGCUGGGAGCGAAAUGGACGAUGCUAAGCAAAAAUUACCGAAGUUCAAAAUUACACGACUACAAACGAAGCGCACGCUCAUUCAAACCAAAGAAACACCUACCACGCCCACCACAGCUGUAGCCGAAUGUAGUCGACCACUGCGAAAACGAAAGCGAAUUAUCGAUUGUGAUUUCCAAAAAUUGGCUUUGAAGGAAGCCGCCGCGAUGGACGCCGAUGGCGCGGACUUAAACGAAGCGUUUAACGUGGACGCUGAGGCAAAGGCGGCAACAACAGCCAGUGUGGGAAGUACAGCGUGCACCAGCAAUACUAAAGCGCAAAGCAAAAAGUAGAAAGUAAGAAACUGAAUUUAGUUCUUAGUUCUUAAAAAUUUAUAGGUUAUAUUUUAGUUGUUUAUUAAACAAACAUAAAUAAAUAUUUUUUUUCAUAUUGUGAGUUCAAAGAAUAUUAUAUAUAUAUAUAUAUGUAAGACAAGGCGCAAUUAAAAGGUGAAGGAUAAAAACAAAGCUUUCUUGCUUUAUUUCUUAUUUCAAGUUUUCAAAUAAAGCAAUGCCAUUAUCUUUCUUCUCACUCUUACUACUUCACCUGGUGUAAUCCCACCAUGAUAUAUAAGUCUCGAAAAUAAAUUGUGUCAUAUGCCAUAGAUGGCAAAAAGCCGUUUAAAACUCAGUUAUGCCAAUAAUAGUAUAUAUUGUGCAUUAGAACAUUUAAUAUGUAUGUAAUGCAAACAAAAAUAAUUUUUAAGUUAGACUUUUAACUACAGCAUCGCUUUAAGUUAGCCUUAGAACUAAAAAAAUAAAAAAAACUUUUGUUGUUCAUAACCUCAUAAUUUAUUUAUUGGCGAGUGUGGUCAAAAAUUUAAUCAACAGAUUAAAAAAAAUAAAUAUUUUAAUACUUUUCUUUGAGCAUGAGAAAAAGAUGAAGAAAACAAAAAUAAAUAAA
Molecule: messenger RNA, 2791 nt
Organism: Rhagoletis pomonella (apple maggot)
Lineage: Eukaryota; Metazoa; Arthropoda; Insecta; Diptera; Tephritidae
Gene: Sobp
Product: sine oculis-binding protein homolog A
Exons: 3
Coding region: 1-2181 (726 amino acids)
Biological process (GO): animal organ development
Cellular component (GO): nucleus
Source: RefSeq, a predicted model, not a curated record